Messenger RNA from Brachypodium distachyon (stiff brome), 4313 nucleotides. RefSeq names its product putative E3 ubiquitin-protein ligase LIN-1. Gene Ontology annotation, molecular function: protein binding. Lineage: Eukaryota; Viridiplantae; Streptophyta; Magnoliopsida; Poales; Poaceae. The transcript is spliced from 17 exons. The record is from RefSeq and is a predicted model, not a curated record. Bases 16 to 4011 code for a protein of 1331 amino acids.
ACAUUGUAUCCGUCCAUGCGCGCCAACAAAGCGCAUGCGUAUGCUCUCUCCUCCCUCAUGCAGGCUCUUAUCUCUCCAAGAAGAGACAAGAGCGCGCGCGCAAUGCCGCCGCCGCCGCCGAUGACAUCGCCAGCAGCGUCAUCGACGACGACGGCCGCCGCGGCUAAUAAGUUCCCGUCGCACAGCUCCAUCUGCGCCCUCAUCUCCUUCCUCCACCACCACCUCCGCGCGCUCCUCGCCGACCCGCCCGCGCUCCUCGCCACCCGACGCCGCUGCGCCGCCCUGCUCACGCCGCCCCCGCCGCUCUCAACCUCCACCUCCACCUCCGAAGAAGACGCCGCCGUCCUCGCGGCGCUCCACGGCGCCAUCGGCUCGCUCCCCUCCUCCGGAGACGCGGACGGCGCCGUGGAGGCGGCGCUGCAGGCGCCGGCGCUGCUGCCGGAGGAAGGGGAGACGGCCGGGGUGGACAACCGCCGCGUGGCGGCCUGCGCCUACUUCUGCCUGGCCCUGGCGCAGCAGGAGGCCGACGCGUGGCAGACGGCCGUGCACUUCUUCCAGGCCGUGCUCGUCUGCCCCGCCGCCGCGGCCCAGCUCGCGCCCCCGGAGCUCUGGGCCGGGCUGUUUGAUGACGUCGAGGGCCCAGACGCGGCGCGCAGGGCGGCCAGGAAGUACAAGGACUGGCUCAUGUACUACAGGGUCGUCGCCUCCUCCUCCGCCGAGGCGCCGGACGUUGCCGGGUACCUUGACUUAGGAAAAUCUGCAAGCUCUGCCAUUCCAAGAUGGCCAAAUGUCUCAGACUCAGAGGAGAGGACAAUUCAGUCGGUUGUUGGCCAAGUUAAGAGCACGGCCUUCGUCUCCAACUUCAGCGGUCAUGGUGGCUUGGCCGAGCUGAAGGAUUUUCUGAGCUGCGCAGACCAAGAGUUUGACGAUGCCAAGGGGAGCUCUGACAGCAGGUGCCUACAUGAGAUGCUUGAGGAGUCCCAGUCUGACUCGCCAGUUUCCUUCUACUCACAUCUUGAUUCGACUGAAGCAAGCGACAAUGAGCAGGCAGCUCCACAUGAGAAAGGAAGGUCAGCAAAGAUUAUGCCUAUCGAUGCAGAUUUCUUGUCAACUAAACUCCACGAAAGAUCAUGUCACAAGAAGAGUCUUACUUGGUGCACUUCUCCUGAAAAUGCAAUGAUAUACGCUCCUGAAUCUCCACUUUACAUUGUCGAUGGCAGCGAGAUGCAACCAAACUACUUACAGUCAAGCAGAUCACAUGGCUCAAUGCACAAUCCAUCAAAUUCAGUCCUAGAUCCCCAGAAUGCAGACUCAUACUCUGCGUCCAACUAUUUCAACAAGGAUGACAUGUCUCCACAAUGCACACCCAGGCAUGAUCUCAGAUGCUUCAGCAACUUCUCAACCAAAUUCAUUAAGAGAAGUGCUCUAACCGACAUAGUUUCCCGAGGAAGCAUGAGUAGGAAAUUCAAAGCUUUCUCAAACAGCGACGGCUGGAGUGAUGUUAGCUCACGCUGCGGAAAUAACAGCCAGUUAGAUUUUCUUGAAAGGUUUGAAAUUGCAGUAUCAAAAUUAUUGGUUUCAGAUGGGCUAGAAAACUGCCUAGAUGCUGGCUCAGAAGUCACGACAAUAUGGCAGCUGCUGAACCAUACUACUGAAGUGAGACACAAGUCAUCAGUAAGGCAAGACAUCCUUGACCAACUGCUUGACAGCAUUUCGACAGCUAAAAAGGAUAAAGUGAUUAGAGCAUCAGUUUAUGUUCUACUGCUUAUGAUAUCUGAAGAUAGGAGUGUAAUGAGAGGCAUUAAGAGGAAAGAUUUCCAUUUAUACAAUUUAGCCACUGCACUGAAGAGAAAUGUGCAUGAAGCGGCAAUUCUGAUAUAUUUAUUGGAUCCUUCACCUUCAGAGAUAAAAAACUUGGAGCUGUUGCCUUCACUUUUACAUGUGGCCUGUAAUUCCACCACCCAAAAAUGGCCUAUAUUGCUUCCACUGACACCAACAUCAGCAUCAAUAGCUCUCAUUGAGAUUCUAGUGACAGCAUUCGACUAUGUAACAAAUAAUGUCCACUUGGCCACCAUCAGCUCUCCUCCUAUUCUCUCUAAGCUUGUUGAUGUUGCAAAGAACAAUAACUUGGAAGAAGGAGUGGCCUUGGCAGCUAUUCUCAUCAGGUGUGUGCGACUUGGCGGAAACUGCAAGAAGUUCUUAACACAGGCUACUCCAAUGGAACCUUUCUUUCACCUUCUGAGAAGAAAAGAGCAGCGUGCCAAGUGUGCUGCACUUGAAUACUUCCACGAGAUUCUUCAGAUUCCUCGGUCCUCAGCGAAUUCAUUGCUGAAAGAAAUCCGACAGCUAGGAGGCAUCACUAUUAUGCAUACAUUGAUGGCCUGUCUCCAUCAAACUGAACCUGAACAUCAGGUUUUAGCAGCUAAUCUGCUCCUUCAAUUGGACAUGCUGGGAAAACAAGAUGGAACGAGUGUUUUCAAAGAAGAAGCGAUGGAGGUCCUAUUGGAGUCUCUAUCAGCUCAAGAAGAUUCUACUGCACAGGCACUAGCAGCAUCUUUUCUUUCUAAUCUUGGAGGGACUUAUUCCUGGUCAGGAGAAUCCUACACUGCUGCAUGGCUCUCGAAGAAAGCUGGUCUCACAAAAAGAUCUCACAGAAAUAUGAUCAGAAACAUCGACUGGCUUGAUACUUGCCUUCAGGAUACAGCAAUAAACUCAUGGAGCAGUAAAUGUGCACGGACAAUUAUAAGAAUAGGAGCACCAGUUAUCAGUACUUUGGCCAAAGGAUUGCAAAGCAAGGUGAAGGGAACCUCACAUGACUGCCUAGUAUGUGUUGCAUGGCUUGGAUGUGAGCUGGCUUCCCUUGGUGAAAAUGAUAUAAGACAUUCUGCUUGUGAGAUCUUGUUGCAUGACAUAGUGAGCCACCUUCAUCCGGGAUGUGAGCUUGAUGAAAGGGUUCUAGCGUGCAUGUGUGUUUAUAACUACACCUCUGGAAAAGGGAAGCAAAAGUUAAUGAGCUUGUCAGAGGGUUCACGAGAAUCUCUUAGGAGGCUUUCACCAUUGACAUGGAUGGCUGAAGAGUUGCUUCAAGUUACAGAUUAUUACCUUCCCAGGAAACCACGUGUAUCAUGUGUACAUACACAAAUCCUAGAGAUUGGUCAACCUGGCAAUGGAGCAGCAACUGCUAUCACAUUCUUUAGAGGGCAGCUCUUCGUUGGUUAUUUCAAUGGCACAAUCAGGGCAUGGGAUAUAAAAGACCAGAGAGCAGUAAACAUUAGAGAGAUUACAGAGCACAAGAAAGCGGUCACUUGCUUUGCACUAUCAGAAACUGGAGAAAAUCUGUUGAGCGGAUCAGCUGACAAAUCUAUUCGGGUAUGGAAAAUGGCACAGCGCAAGCUUGAGUGUGUUGAUGUGAUUCAAAUAAAAGAGGCUGUACACAAGUUUGAUGUUUACAGUGACAAAAUUAUUGUACUUACACAGAAAAAUGUACUCAAGUUCUGUUGUUCAUCAAGAAGCACUCAAACAUUUUACAAGAGCAAGCAUGUCAAAUCUCUAGCUCUAGCUCACAGCAAAGCUUACCUCGGCUGUGGAGACUUGAGUAUACAGGAAUUAGAUGUAUCCGUAGAAUCGAGGAUUGAGAUAAGGAUGCCUACAAGAAGCUGGAGAAUCAGUAAACAACCCAUUAGCUCCAUUGUAGUAUAUAAAGAUUGGAUGUAUUGUGCUGGUUCUCAAGUGGAAGGAUCUGCCAUGAAGGACUGGAGAAGGAGAUGCAAGCCAACGAUGACAAUGCCAAUACCAAAGGGAACAAAUAUAAAUGCAAUGACAGUGGUGGAGGAUUUCAUCUACUUGACCUGCAAUAAAAGCCCUAGUAUCAUUCAGAUAUGGUUGAGAGAGAAGCAGCAGAAAGUUGGAAGGCUAUCUGCAGGGAGCAAGAUAACAAGCAUUUUCACUGCAAACGAUAUCAUUUUCUGCGGAACUGAAAGCGGGUUAAUCAAGGCAUGGAUCCCUUUGUGAAGGGCAGAGAAGAACAAGGAACAGAACAGAAGAUGAAUCAACUUUGUAAAUGCAGAGCGCGUACAGAAAAAGGAAAAGAAAAAAGGCAUACCAUUUCGUUGUACAGGCCACCCUCCGGAGGACGCAGCAGUGCAGCUGGUGUUCUCCUGCUUCAGAAUGACUCGUACCUUCACAAUGUAAAUAGUGAUUUUGUGAGUUUUUUCUCCGAGUCUGAGAUGAUAACGAUUGUGCAUGUUAAUACUUGAUACUGUCUCCUUCAUGACGAUUUUCAUAAAUUCCCGUAGCAUAGUAGAACCGUGAAA